Molecule: messenger RNA, 2163 nt
Organism: Lactuca saligna
Lineage: Eukaryota; Viridiplantae; Streptophyta; Magnoliopsida; Asterales; Asteraceae
Source: the annotation of a GenBank genome assembly
AUGCUAGCCCUCCCUGCUCACCCGCCGUUAGCCAUCUCCUCCCCUGUGAAGCUACCGGCCGGAGACAAGUCGCACUCCACAGAAACACCGGAGACCUUCGACCCCACAGAUAAGGCACCCAAUCCAAAGAUGACAGAUGGAUUAGGUUUGGAAUGCCAAGUUUGUGGCUUUGUGGGAUUGGAUGAUGGCUCUGAUGGUUUCUUUUACUGUCAAAGAUGCGGUUCUCAAGCUGAUGGAAUCAGGGAUACAGCUGUUGAUGAUGAUGAGAUGCUUUUAACAAAGGAAAAUUUUUGGGAAACUUUAAGGACCCAAGAGAAUGAUGAUGAUGAUGAUGAUGGGGUGGGUCCCACUGAGCCUAUUGAUUUUGGGAGAGGGCCAAGAACAUUGAGUUAUGAAGAUUACUAUUCAGAAAUUAGGAUGAGGUAUGUAAUGGGAGUGCAGAUCAUGAUCGAGUUGCAAGUUAAGGCUUUGGUUGAAAAAUUCAACGUGUGUCCUAUAAUUGUUGAUAUGGUGGAGCCCAUUUGGUUAAGAUUUGUGGCAUCCACUAAGCUUUUCAGUGAUGAUUGGGCUGAUGAGGUUAUUAAUGAAUCAGAAUCUCAAGUACAAGGGGAAACAGAAGCUGUUGCACCAAAUGCCAAACACAAAUCCGAACCUCAUAACAUACUCGGAAAACGAUCCGUAAUGAUAUGGUAUAGAUCCGUAAGCAAAACAAUACCCUUACCAUAUUCUUUAGCCAUUUCUUUUUUACUCUGCCACCUGGCACGAGAGCCAAUUCUAUCAACUGAUAUAGCAAAAUGGACACUCGAAGGAAAACUUCCGUAUUUCACAGCCUUUCUUGAAAUAGAAAAACAAAUCGGAUCCCCAACUAACGCGUGUCCAUUAAGUUCAAGUCGUAUGUUCAGACCAUUACAUUGUAUUUCUAUUCAGAAGCUGGAAUCAUUAGCUGCUUCAAUUGCUCAUUCCAUUGGAUUGGAAUUACCUCCGGUCAACUUCUAUGGAAUUGCUGCCCGGUAUCUCGGGCAGCUGUCUCUUCCAGUUGAGACCAUUCUCCCUCAUGCUUCCCGGAUUUAUGAGUGGUCAAUGCCACCCGAGCUUUGGUUGUCUGGAAAUGAAUUCCGGCUUCCUACACGUGCUUGUGUGUUGUCUAUUCUUAUUUUUUCAAUUAGGAGUCUUUAUAAGAUACAUGGUUUUGGGAAGUGGGAAAAGGGUUUGGCGAAGAGAAAAGACGGAAAGGAAUCUAAGAUUUUGGAUAAAACAGCGGAAUCGGAAUCGGAAUCAGAAUCAGAAUGCAAGAUGUCGUCUCUUUCUAAUAAUCUUGUUUCCGAGAGUUAUGAUAAGCGACUACCGAAACAAUCGAACUUGGAUGCUACAGAGAUUUUACUUUUGCUCGAGUCAAAAUACAGUCAACUCAUUGAUACAAGUGUUGAUGGUAGGGAUCUUGAAACGUAUCUUGAAUAUUGCAAGAAUGUGGUGUUUGCUGGUGUGGAAUUGUCAUUUGAGGAUCAUGAAGAAGAUCAGAUAAUAGAAGAUCUUUGGAAUUAUUAUCAUAAAGAAGAGGAGGAUCACAAGCCAUCAUGUCCAAGCUCUAAUUGUGGUUCCCACAAGAGACCUCUUGAUUUUUCCGAAACCAACGUGAAGAAGCUCAAGAAAUCUAAAGAUGACAAUGAUGACAAAAUUAGCAAUGAGACCCAAAAAGAAAAGGCAAUAAGACGAAUGAUAUCAAAUAUGGAAGAAAAAAGAUUUUGUUAUAUUCCUCCAAGGACUAAAAUUAAAAGACCCGAUGAUUAUUUACAUUAUACAAGGAAAAAAGAUGAUGGAAACUAUACUUAUGCUUCACAUGCGGAUUAUUAUAUUUUAUUAAGAUCAUGUGCAAGAGUGGGUCGACUCGAUGUUAGGGUUAUGCAUGGUGCAGUGUUGAGUUUUGAGAGGCAAUUGGCAUGGCUUGAGAAAAAUAUUGAUCAAUGCGUGAAAGAAAUGCCUAGUUUUCAAGUGUCUUGUGAGCUUUGUCCACAAGAUGAUAUGAAUGGUAGCGCCACUGCCGGAGACCUAAACACCCCCAACCUUCUCAGGAAACUCUCAUUCAUCUCUCUAGUCCUAGAAAUUAUCAAGAUCGUUGGGCUUUUUGCUAUUGAGAUGUGCUUACUGUAUGGACGUGAAAUCUAA